CAGGUCGUAGUACGAUGUCGCCCCCUCAACUCACGAGAACUUGCGCGUGGUGCAAAAUGUCUGGUGAAGAUGGAAGGUGGCACUCACACUUUUCUUGACCCUCCGCCCGAAGACCCGCAACAGAAACGUCCAGCAGGCGAUCGUGAAACGAAGAGCUUCGCAUUUGAUCACUCUUAUUGGUCUGCUUGUUCAAAAGACGAACCUGGUUAUGCAUCUCAACAAACGCUUUAUGAGGACUUGGGGAUGGAUUUACUCGAUAACAGUUUUGAAGGUUAUAAUUCUUGCAUCUUUGCAUAUGGUCAAACCGGUUCCGGGAAAUCUUACUCCAUGAUGGGAUAUGGUCAAGAUCGAGGGAUUAUUCCUUUGACGUGCUCUGCCCUAUUCGAUCGAAUUGAAGAAAAGUUGACAACCGAACCCAACGUCACAUACACUGUUGAGGUCUCAUUCAUGGAGAUUUAUAAUGAGCGAGUGCGUGAUCUUUUAAACCCUAAAAAUAAAGGAAACCUUCGAGUCCGUGAGCACCCUUCAUUGGGUCCUUAUGUCGAAGAUCUUUCCAAGCUUGCUGUUCAAUCUUAUGCCAAUGUGGAAACUCUCAUGGACGAGGGUAACAAGGCCAGGACGGUGGCAGCCACCAACAUGAACGAAACUUCUUCACGAUCUCAUUCAGUUUUCACUCUUCUUCUCACCCAGCGUCGUACGGAUACCAAUACCGGUCUUGCGGGUGAAAAAGUCUCACGUAUCAGUCUUGUCGAUCUUGCUGGUUCAGAGCGUGCCAACAGUACAGGUGCAACUGGUGUUCGACUGAAGGAAGGUGCUCAGAUCAACAAGUCUCUCACUACUCUUGGAAAGGUCAUCUCUGCCCUCGCUACUGCCGGCGGUGGAAGUGGUUUGGGGAAGAAGAAAAAGGCCGACGAGCAUGUCCCAUAUCGUGACUCGGUAUUGACUUGGCUAUUAAAAGAUUCACUUGGUGGAAACUCGAAAACAGCUAUGAUUGCAGCCAUCAGUCCAGCAGAUUACGAUGAAACCCUAUCGACUUUGAGAUAUGCAGAUCAGGCUAAGAAAAUCAAGAACAAGGCAGUAGUGAAUGAGGAUCCGAAUGCAAAAUUGAUUAGGGAGCUCAAAGAGGAAUUGACAACUUUACGUACUCGGAUCAUUUCAGGUGGUGGUAUUGGCGAGGAUACCUACGAUGUCACCUUACCACCUGAAAAACAAAUCGUGACUUAUCAGACCAAGACUGGAGAAAUCAAGACUGUAACUAAGGCGGUUCUACAAGAACAACUCGAACAAAGUGAAAAGAUUAUGGCAGAAGUGGCUCAAACUUGGGAAGAGAAAUUAGUCAAGACUCAAGUGGUGCAGAAAGAACGUGAAGCAGCUCUUGAAGAACUUGGGAUCACCAUUGAGAAAAACAACGUUGGCGUUCAUACUCCCAAAAGGAUGCCUCACUUGGUUAAUCUCAAUGAAGACCCUCUCAUGUCGGAAUGUUUAAUUUAUCAAAUCAAAGCGGGUACCACCAUUGUCGGUAACACCGAAUCUGAUCAACAUUGCGAUAUUCGACUCAGUGGACGUAAUAUCCUCUCUCAACAUUGUCACUUCGAGUCAGAUCGAGAGACUGGAAAAGUCUUACUCUAUGCUCAUGAGAAUGCUCCAACCAUGGUCAAUGGUCAACGUCUCAGUCCUGAUGUACCCAAGAAACUGAAAUCUGGCUACCGAGUUAUCUUGGGUGAUUAUCAUAUUUUUCGAUUCAAUCAUCCAGAAGAAGUUCGAAAACAUCGUGAAAAAGUGAAAUCAAUGAGUGGGCUUUCGCCUGGUGGACGACCUGGGUCUGGCUCACCUUUCGUUCGGACUGACUCACCAUCGAACAGCUCAGUAUUUGACCCACAAGAUUAUCACUAUGCACGCCGAGAAGCAGUCAUCUCAAGACUGAAUGGGACGGAUGUCAACUUGGAAGAGUUGGACGAUAGCGAAGUUGAGCGAUUGUUUGAUGAUGUGGCACGGUUAAGGAUGCAACGUAAGAGUGGUGCGAGUGUAAGUGGACGAGAGAGUCGGAUGUCUUGCAUCAGUGAAUCGAUUGAUGAUGAUGAUCACUCCGGAGGAUCACCAUCUUGUCGACCACAAUCUGGAAGCACUUAUGUGACGGAUGAUACAAGUAUUGCAGAUUCAACUGUGACUUACAAUCAACCUGAACUUGAUCAUCAGUUGCAAAAUAUGAAGGCUGAUCUGGAGCAACAGUUGGAUAAACAGAGGAUUGGCUACGAGGAUAAGAUUAAGACUCUUUCGAGUACACAUUUAAGCGAACAAGACUCUGAUCGAUUACAAACAGAAAGACACGCCAUGGAAACUCAGAUGCAAAAACAAAAGUAUCAAAAGAAAGUGAAGAAGCUCAAGACGAAAACUCGUAAGGCAGAUGAUGGAUCUGAUCUUGAUUUUGAUCUCGACGAAAUGACCGACGAGCAAAGGCGAUUGAGUCAAAAAGUGGUCAAGAAAUGGAAAAGGUUCAAUCAAGUGAAACUAGCAGAAACUCUAUUGACAAAUGCGGUGAUGCUGAAAGAAUCAAAUAUAAUAAGCAAAGACUUGGAUAAGAAGGUUACUUACCAGUUUAUUGUUUUGGAUAAGGAACCAUGGGAGAUUACUAGUUCAGUAUUGGAGUCAAUAAAGGGCUUGAGCGAAUUUGAUGAUGUAUCAGAUCCAGUUUUGAGCGAUCGAUCAAAUCGACCUUGUGUUGGAAUCAAAGUACUAGAUAAACGACAUCGGGCCAUCUAUGUUUGGUCAAUGGAUAAAUUGAAGCUGAGGCUGAAGCAGAUGAGGAAUUUGUACAACUUUAUUGAUAAGCCAGCAUUUUCGCAGCAUUUUAACUGGGAAGACCCAUUUUACGAUCCUUUCCCGCCUGCGUAUUCAUUCAUCGGACACGCGUUCGUUCCCCUCGGUCCACUGUAUCGAAACCUUCCGAUCAGCUCCACUCUAUCUAUCUAUAGUCCUUAUACAUUGAGUCAGAUAGCUACUUGUAGGGUUCGCAUUCGCGUAAUUGGUAUCGCUCCACCUGCACGGACAGGCAUCUUGCUCAACUCUGCUGGUGGGUCUUCAUUCACGCCUGCUAAAGAGAGUCUAUGUCCAUUUGUAGAUGGAGGUAAGAUCACACUCGAAAUCAUCGUGGAUGAUGUCAGCGGCCUCACGUCUCGAGACUUUUCUUCAGUUCACUGUCAACUUCGGAUCUCUUCACUUGGUGGUCCAUUGAAACCAGGAGUCGAAGAACAAAUUUUUAGCUCAGCAGCUGUUGAUUUACCAUGCGAUCAUCAUGAAUUUCAUCUAAAACAGACUACUACUAUCACCAUCACGGAACAAGUCAAGAAGCAUUUGGCGUCUCGAUGUGCGCCUAUUGAGUUCUUUGGACAGUUAAUGCCGAGUUAUCUUGAAAAACUAGAAAGGUUUGAUGAAAAGAAAUUAACCGAAACCAAGCCAACUCUUCAACGCUCUAGUCCGACUUCUGAUGUUGGAAUUUCGAAUUCGGAUCCCAAUUCACCUAUUCCACCAAUGUCACUCAUGGAACUUACUAGUUCAUCUUCAAGUUUAAUGAGACAACCUGAAACUGAAUUUGUUUCUGAACAACAUCAUGAUGUUUCAAGUUCGAUUCAAAUGUUAGAACUUUCUGCAAAUGGAGAUUAUUUACCUACCCCAAUCGUUUCUCAAAAUGCACUUGAUCCUGGAGCGUUUUUUGUACGACAAGGACUUCAACGAAAAUUAGCGAUCAAAGCGUCACAUAAUUCUGGAAGACAGUUUCCUUGGAUCAAAAUCGGAACAGUAGAAUUAAGUAAUGUAAGAUUAUUAGAUGGACAAGGUAGGAUACAUGGACCUAAAGUGAAUAAAGUGAUUAGUUUAAAACCUUCCAAUAAACCUGUUUCGAAAUUUGAAAGUGAUGGAACUUCAUCAAUUGUUUAUAUUGGAAAUUGGGAUACAGGAGCACAUGAUUCAACUUAUUUAAAUCGAGUGACAUUAAAUGAACAAAGAGUAUUAGUAGAAUUAAAAUGGAAAAUCGAAAGUGAAAAUUGUGAAAGCCCUAUAGAAUUUAAGAUUGAUUUAGGAUUAACCAUCAAAGAAAGAGAUCAAAGACCACCUUUAACAAUGUUAAACUUUUUAAGAUUUACGAAAAUUUUAGAUAGAUCCAAUUAUUUAUUUAUGGUAAAACUUUCACCAAUCUUGAUUAAAAAGGUUUCAGAAAUUUGGAGAUUAAAUACUUGUUUUCAAUUUAUUAAUGGUGAAGAAAGUUUAGGUAAUUGGAAACCUAGAGAUAUUUCAAUUUUACAAGAGUUUUGGAAGUUUAAAGAAUUAAUGGAAUUGAAGAUUGCUGUUGGAUCGAUUAGAAUCGUUUUGAAUUAUUUAAAUAAUAAUUCGAAUGGGAUCGCAAUGGGGAAUGGGUUUGAGUCUCCUUUGGGGCUGCAACAUGAUGUGGAUUUGUUUAAGAUUGGUAAGAGUUUGGAGUUAUGGCAAAAACAAUUUGGACCCAAACAGAAGGUAAGCCGAAUAACAAUUGAUGAUAUGAAUAUGAAAUCGAAUUCGAUUCAACUAAAAUCGAAACGAGAUAAAAGGAUGACUGCUGAAGUGUUUUUAGUACCUCGAACUGAUAAUGUUGUGAAAAGAGGGUAUAUGUUUGUUUUAAGAGAUCCUACUAGUGAUGAAUGGGCCAAACGUUGGUUUGUAUUAAGAAGACCUUAUCUGUAUAUAUAUGAAGAGAAUGAUGAAAUUAGGGAAUUAGGAGUGAUUAACUUGGGGAAUGUUCAUGUGGAUUCGAAUUUAGAAUUAGAAACUAUGUUAGAUAGAAAAAACGUUUUUGCACUUUAUUCUUCUAAUAAUUCAUAUUUCUUUCAAACGAAUUCUUUGAAAGAUUUACAAAUUUGGACAAAUUCGAUAUUUCCUCAAUCGUUAUAG
Melampsora larici-populina 98AG31 is the source of this 4920-nucleotide messenger RNA. RefSeq lists its product as uncharacterized. Lineage: Eukaryota; Fungi; Basidiomycota; Pucciniomycetes; Pucciniales; Melampsoraceae. Gene Ontology annotation, biological process: cytoskeleton-dependent intracellular transport; microtubule-based movement. The annotation marks the transcript as partial. The record is from RefSeq and is a predicted model, not a curated record. Gene Ontology annotation, cellular component: kinesin complex; microtubule. The transcript has 11 exons. Gene Ontology annotation, molecular function: ATP hydrolysis activity; ATP binding; microtubule motor activity.